Pteropus alecto (black flying fox) is the source of this 1850-nucleotide messenger RNA. It is a transcript of the gene RHEB, whose product is annotated as Ras homolog, mTORC1 binding. Gene Ontology annotation, molecular function: GTPase activity; GTP binding; GDP binding. NCBI's taxonomy places the organism in Eukaryota, Metazoa, Chordata, Mammalia, Chiroptera, Pteropodidae. The transcript has 7 exons. The annotation marks the transcript as partial. The record is from RefSeq and is a predicted model, not a curated record. Gene Ontology annotation, cellular component: plasma membrane. Gene Ontology annotation, biological process: small GTPase-mediated signal transduction.
AAUCGGAGGGUUAAAUUUUUGUGCCUUGAUACGCCAGUGUAUACUGAACUGUUGCUUGCUUUUACAGGGAAAUCCUCAUUGACGAUUCAGUUUGUCGAAGGCCAAUUUGUGGACUCCUACGAUCCAACCAUAGAGAACACUUUCACAAAAUUGAUCACAGUAAAUGGACAAGAAUAUCAUCUUCAACUUGUAGACACAGCUGGGCAAGAUGAAUAUUCCAUCUUUCCUCAGACAUACUCCAUAGAUAUUAAUGGUUACAUUCUUGUGUAUUCUGUUACAUCAAUCAAAAGUUUCGAAGUGAUUAAAGUUAUCCACGGCAAAUUGUUGGACAUGGUGGGGAAAGUGCAAAUACCUAUUAUGUUGGUUGGCAAUAAGAAAGACCUACAUAUGGAAAGGGUGAUCAGUUAUGAAGAAGGGAAGGCGUUAGCAGAAUCUUGGAAUGCAGCUUUUUUGGAAUCUUCUGCUAAAGAAAAUCAGACCGCUGUUGAUGUUUUUAGAAGGAUAAUUUUGGAGGCAGAAAAAAUUGAUGGGGCCGCUUCACAAGGAAAGUCUUCCUGCUCAGUGAUGUAAUUCCGCUGCGGGACCUGAGGACGCAGGCCUGUCCUGCCUGGGGACAGACCGCCCGUUAUCCUCGAAGACAAACUCCGCUUCGUUUUUCCUCUGUUAACCUGAAAGAUUUCAUUUGGGUCAGAGCUGUUUCCUGCGCCCCCUCCUUUCAGAUUAUGUUAAACUCUGACUCUGUCCACAUGAGUUUACUUCCACUUUCAAAUUUUAAGCAAUCAUAUUUUCAAUUUAUAUAUUGUAUUUCUUAAUAAUAUUAUGACCAAGAAUUUUAUCGGCAUUAAUUUUUUCAGUGUAGUUUGUUGUUUAAAAUAAUGUAAUCAUCCAAAUGAUGCAUAUUGUUACACUACUAUAACUAGCUUCCAUAUAUCAGUGUUUAUUUCAUUGUGUUAAAUGUAUACUUGUAAAUAAAAUAGCUGCAAACCUUAAUCCCUGCUACUCAGUGUGGCUUUUAAAGGCUAGAACCUUGUCCUGCCGAGGCGAGUGGAGCCCUCAGCGCCUGCUGACCACAGGGCCACCAGGCCAUUGCCAGGGCCCACUAGGCAGCAAUGACAGUCAGGGUAGAGGGUGAGAAUUUGGGUGGAUCUCUGUCCACCAAAACUCAGUGGCUUGGGGCAUCUGAGGGAGUCAGUCCCGGAAUGGCCGUCCUCCCCUCCGUCCUCAAAGGCCCCGUCUUGGCUGGAGCGCUUCGUGCAGGUGGGGCUGCAGUGGUCACUCUGCAGAGCCACCUUGUCACCUGGCUUGCCUCUUCGGCUACUGGAAGAGGACACGUUAAGAGACACUUAUUGUCCCUCCCUGCACUUAGCUCAGUGUCCACGGCAGACAGGAUCUGAUUUAGAAAAAGGAUUAGCCUGUCACCAUCCCUAGAGCUCCAGUAGUUUAAAGAAUGUCCUGUACCUGUUGUGACCUCACUUCAGACCCUAACCACACACCACCCCCCACCCGGUAGGAGCAGCUCCGAAGGAGGAGGGAGGGUUUAACCGGCCACCAGGCUGCACCGCGACUGGAAGUCAGAGUUCAAGUUAAGCGGUGUUUGUAAAUGAUGCUCCCUCCUCCUCCCCCCAGUUAAAACCUCACAGGGCCAUUUCUGACAUUUUAGGAAGUGUUACUCUACGAAUAAAAUACAAUUUUGUUUUGUAGCUGAUGUUUAGUGACAAAAUAUGUUUUCAGGAUAUGCCGUUAUUUUGGAUCUUUUAAGUAUUUUUGUCUCGUCAUUCCAGGAUAAUAUUUGAGCCUUAGAAGACCUCCACCAAAUACUCACUUUUUAAAUAAAGAAAAAUAAAUUUUGA